AUGGGCUCUGGGCCGCGCGGGGCGCUGAGCCUGCUGCUCCUGCUGCUCGCGCCGCCCCGCUGCCCCGCCGCGGGCUGCCCGGCACCGUGUGACUGCGCGGGGACGCGCGUGGAUUGCGGGCGCCGCGGGCUGACGUGGGCCUCGCUGCCCGCCGCCUUCCCGCCGGACACGACCGAGCUGGUGCUGACGGGCAACAAUCUGACGGCGCUGCCGCCGGGACUGCUGGACGCGCUGCCCGUGCUGCGCACCGCGCACCUGGGCGCCAACCCGUGGCGCUGCGACUGCCACCUGGUGCCGCUGCGCGCCUGGCUGGCCGGCCGGCCGGAGCGCGCGCCCUACCGCGACCUGCGCUGCGCCGCGCCCCCCGCUCUGCGCGGCCGCCUGCUGCCCUACCUGGCGGAGGACGAGCUGCGCGCCGCCUGUGCGCCGGGCGCGCUCUGCUGGGGGGCGCUGGCGGCGCAGCUCCUGCUGCUGGGCCUCGGGCUGCUGCACGCGCUGCUGCUGACGCUGCUGCUGUGCCGCCUGCGCCGCCUGCGCGCCCGCGCCCGCGCCCGCGCCGCGCACCCGUUGUCGCUGACGGCCCCGCUGGUGGCGGAGGCGGCCGGGGCCAGCGAGUCUCGAGAGGAGUCCUGAGAAGCGCGGAGCGACGCGGGCGCGCCGACCCGACGGAACCCUCCCGCGGGGGCCCCUGGCGCCAACGGGGGCCGGGUCUCGUCCUCCGCCUGGGCACGAUUGCCGAGAGCCCGUCGCCACCCCCCCAACCCCCGGCUGCAGGCCCCGGGCCGAGCGCGCCCCACUGCUGCGUGCCCGCCGCUUCGGCCCCGGGCCGCAGAGCCAGGGCAGGGGCGGUGAGCUGCAGCCCACCGCGCCUGCGGGGGUUCGCCCGCACCCCCGCGCCAAACCCCAGCGCAGA
Molecule: messenger RNA, 913 nt
Organism: Mirounga angustirostris (Northern elephant seal)
Lineage: Eukaryota; Metazoa; Chordata; Mammalia; Carnivora; Phocidae
Gene: GP1BB
Product: glycoprotein Ib platelet subunit beta
Exons: 2
Coding region: 1-633 (210 amino acids)
Source: RefSeq, a predicted model, not a curated record